AGCCAGGUUGGAGGUAAGGACUUCCAGGAGGAGGCGUGGUCGAGGCUGAGCCCAGGCGGUGGUCAGUGCUCACAGCUUCGUGGGGCCCACGGUUUGCCAUUGAGCUUCUCUUUGUAAACUCCGUGCUUCACAAACCCACCCCCCAGGUGUCUGCUGGUCUGCAGCCCCGUGUGGGAGUCAGAAGGAAGUUAGUGAACUUAUCUGUCCUCUCGGCUCUAGCUCUGCCCUUCCCCCUCCACUGUGCUGUCUGGAGCCAGUAUUGUUAGCUCUGCUCUUACCUAUAGGCAAAUGCACCACCUCAGCGACCAGAGUGACUGCAGGCUUUGUCUUCCUCACUUCCCUGUACCCCUCUGCAGCCAGGACCUCCUGUUUUCCUCUCACACCCCAGGGCCAAUAGGAAAAGGGUCCCCACUGGAGCUGGUUUUGCAGAAACCCAGGCGAAAGGUCAUGUAAGGUCAUGUGGGCAUGUUCCUGCAAGGGGACACUCAGCCCUGGCUCCCGCCUGGCAUGUGGUGAGGCAAGACUGUCCUUGGUCCACUGCUCUGUCCCUUGGAGUCCUUUCCCUUUGGGAACCUCGUGUCCUCAAGUCCUUUCCCUCCACUCUCCCCUAUAGGGUAGGGGUGAACUGACUGGUCAUCUGACUAGGGUGGGCGAUAUCCAACAGUAGAAAUGUUAGAGGUAACCCAUCUGACAGGGUUGCCCUGGGCCCAGAAGCAACAGCCUCCGGCCCCAGCCCCUCUCCCAGCGUCCCCAUCCAGCCUGUUCCCUGGGGGCCAGGGAGCCAGGGUCUUGUGCAAACACAGGCUCCGAGAAUCCUUUAUUUUUCUUAAACAAGCUCUGCCAGUUUUAUUAAAGAACAAUUUUGCACGAUUUACUUUUCACCUGUCUGCUCUGGCAGGCUGCUAACCAUACCGGAAUCACCUGUAUCGCCUGCCAGUCUGCCUACUCCAGUAUCUUCCACACGCGGAGCCCAGCUCGGGGUCAUUGCCACCGCGGCGAUGGGCCCAGCCUUGGCCGCACAGCCUCGUGCUCUAUUUCAGAUCGCCUUGGCUGGGCAGUUGGCGAGGGUGACCAGGUUCCACUGGCCUCGUGUGGUCGCUUCCAGAGGCUGCUGUACUUCCCACUUUUCAUAGCAGAGGUUGGAGCCUGGAACUGGUCCAGUCCACCGACUUCCACUUCUUUUUGGCCACUGUCGUUCUGCCUUCCGUGUGGGGCAUCCCCCGACCAAGAGCAGCUGCCAAGAUUUCUGAGGUUCCUUUUAUCUUGACCUUUUUAAAAACGUAGAAUCUCUUAACAUUUUUUCUCCUUCUAGCCUUCAUUUCCAGAGAUGCAAAGAUCCAGUAGGGGAAGAAGGAGGGUGAAUAUACUUGUUUAAAGGGCAAACAAAAAAGCCUUUGAGGGAAAAAAAAAUGGUUUAAUGGGUUGCCAUCUCCCUUCUCCUUUCUGAAAGAUGGGCACAGUCAGCACUGCUGUGAGGGUGAAGGUGUGAGGAAGCUUUCUCAGCUGAGGACUUGUUGAGGGGUAGGAGGAGAAGCCACCCCGGUGGAGAUAAAAAUGUCAUUUUGUACCCCUUUUAAAAAGCACUCGUUGGGCCUUUUGCUAAUGACCCACUGAGCCGUCAAAAAAGGGCAAAGUAAAAACACUGCUUUUGGGUGAAGUGGCAGCAUGUUGUGUUGUUUUGCUUCAAUCAGUGGUGUGACAAAGUAAAAAAAAAACUAUCAUAAUAAAAGCGUAAUAUGCAAAUUGAUCGAACUACCGAACAGCAGAAGGACGUCCUGACGACCUUCCGGACAACCAUGCUAUGACACGCACUGGCGCCAGGCCAGCCAAGCACUCCCAACGGGAACAGUCUCAGUGCCGCGGAGCUCACCUGUGGGAUGAUCAUGUGUCUGGCCAGGCAGAUUCCCCAGGCGACGGCUUCGAUGAAGAAUGGCAAAUGGGACCGAAAGAAGUUCAUGGGCACCGAGUUGAAUGGGAAGACCCUGGGAAUUCUUGGCCUGGGGAGGAUCGGGAGAGAGGUGGCCGUCCGGAUGCAGUCCUUCGGGAUGAAGACUGUAGGGUACGACCCCAUCAUCUCACCAGAGGUCUCGGCCUCCUUCGGCGUUCAGCAGCUGCCCCUGGAGGAGAUCUGGCCCCUCUGUGACUUCAUCACUGUGCACACCCCUCUCCUGCCCUCCACGACAGGCCUGCUGAACGACAGCACCUUCGCCCUGUGCAAGAAGGGCGUGCGCGUGGUGAACUGCGCCCGCGGAGGGAUCGUGGACGAGGGCGCCCUGCUCCGGGCCCUGCAGUCGGGGCAGUGCGCGGGCGCAGCGCUGGACGUGUUCACGGAGGAGCCACCGCGGGACCGCGCCUUGGUGGACCACGAGAACGUCAUCAGCUGCCCCCACCUGGGCGCCAGCACCAAGGAGGCCCAGAGCCGCUGCGGGGAGGAGAUCGCUGUCCAGUUCGUGGACAUGGUGAAGGGGAGAGCCCUCGCCGGGGUUGUGAAUGCCCAGGCCCUUACCAGCGCCUUCUCUCCGCACACCAAACCUUGGCUCGGUCUGGCCGAAGCUCUGGGGACUCUGAUGCGAGCCUGGGCGGGGUCCCCCAAAGGGACCAUCCAGGUGGUAACGCAGGGCCUGUCCCUGAAGAAUGCCGGGAACUGCCUGAGCCCCGCAGUCAUCGUCGGCCUCCUCAGAGACGCUUCCAACCACGCGGACGUGAACUUGGUGAACGCCAAGCUGCUGGUGAAGGAGGCCGGCCUCAAUGUAACUUCCUCCCAUAACCCCGCUGUGCCAGGAGAGCAAGGAUGCGGGGAAGGCCUCCUGAGCGUGGCCCUGGCAGGUGCCCCCUACGAGGCUGUGGGCUUUGUCCAGGGCACCACACCUGUGCUGCAGGCACUCAACGGGGCUGCCUUCAGACCAGAAGUGCCUCUCCGCAGGGGUCUGCCCCUGCUCCUGUUCCGGGCUCAGCCCUCCAACCCUGCCAUGCUGCCUACCAUGAUUGCUCUCCGAUCCAGAUGCCAUCAACCUCCAUUGCAGCAGCCCAAGACUCCCGGCCCCUCGCGUCUCCUUUCCCAUACUCCGGGCCAACCAAGGGCUUCUUCUUCCCAGGGCUCCUGGCGGAGGCAGGCGUGCAGCUGCUGUCCUACCAGACCUCGGUGGUGUCCGACGGGGAGACCUGGCACGUCAUGGGCAUCUCCUCCCUGCUGCCCAGCCUGGACGCCUGGAAGCAGCACGUGACGGAGGCCUUUCAGUUCCAUUUCUGACCUUGGGGCUCACCGGGACCAGCCUUGGGGGCUUUUGAUCCACACUGAGAGGUCACAUUCCCGGGGCUGACACCACUUACGUGGUCUGACCCCUGUAAUAACCACCUAAUAAACAGCUCCCC
Myotis myotis is the source of this 3372-nucleotide messenger RNA. RefSeq names its product phosphoglycerate dehydrogenase (gene PHGDH). The coding region runs from base 1878 to 3224 and encodes 448 amino acids. NCBI's taxonomy places the organism in Eukaryota, Metazoa, Chordata, Mammalia, Chiroptera, Vespertilionidae. Gene Ontology annotation, molecular function: phosphoglycerate dehydrogenase activity; NAD binding. Gene Ontology annotation, biological process: L-serine biosynthetic process. The record is from RefSeq and is a predicted model, not a curated record. The transcript has 11 exons.